AUGCCAUCGCCAUUCCAACGACAAGAACACUGCUACCUCUAUCGAUACUUCGGCUCGAACAUUCUACCACGUCUCGUACGGCGAGACUCCUUGGCUCGUUAUGCCGAUCAGUCAUAUAUGCUACGCUUAGCGCUAGAGUUCCCACCUCUGAUGGGAGCAUUGGUCUCAAUAGCCGGGAUGCAGCUCGCUUCUCUAAAUCGCUGGCCCAUUUCCGAAGUAGUGGGAUGCUAUAUUCAAACAUUGGCUGGUCUGAGACAGACUCUGACUCGAACCUCUAAUAUUGACCCCCACGACGCAUUACUUGCCACAGUGGUGACCUUGGCUGUAUUUGAGAGCUCUCGUAUAGACGCGGCUUUCUCAGUAGCACAUCAUGUGACAGCAUCGGGAAUCUUGGUCACCAAACGUCGAGUGCGACGGUCAAACUGCCCACAAGCCACUGCCGUCUUCAACCGAAUAUGUAUUGAAUCUUUUGUCUACCAUGCCUCGUUGAUGAUGAUCUUCGAUCCAUCACUUGACAGCCUCUCGGAUACUCAGUGUCGACAAGAAUUAUCAAAUUUUUUCUCUGGUCCAGAACAAAGUGACCAAUGUGAACCUGAGCAGACACUUUCUACCCAGCCCAUCCUACAUGUCUCAUACAAAUUCUUCUUACUGGUCGCAGAUGCGACAAAGCUUGCUCGAAAGACAGUGGCACUAACCAGCAAUGAAAUCUGCGAGUGGGUCCAAUUACAAGAGCAGUCUUCGAAGUGUGUUGCGGCAAUGGCGAGGAGUCAAGAUCAAUGCACAGUUCUGUAUGCUCUCGCACUUCGAACCCUUCUGUUGAAAUCACAGCCGGACAUCACAUUAGACCUGUUCAAUGACGGAAUCGAUACAUGUAUCCGGGAAAGCAAUAAAAUAAAACCUCAUAUUGAUGCAAGUCCAUAUUUCACUAGUUUCCUUCUCUGGCCUUUGGCAAUCCUUGGCUCUGUGUCAACUCUAUCAAGUGAAAUCAAAGUGGCCCGGAACUUCAUUUGCCUUCUAGGCGAGUCACGCCUAGGAGGCCAGGCCCAUUGGGUUCUCAGACGACUGGAAACUAUCUGGUCCUGGACUUCAACUGUGCAGCCAUCUUCUGCAGACUGGAGAGUCGCAGGCUUACAGUCAUUACUUGAUGGAGAAAAUCAUAAUCAAACGCUUCAACAUCCGAAGCAUGCAUUUAUGCGGACCUGCAGGUUCGAUAUGAAUGUACCAAUUGAAAAUAUCUAA
This is a messenger RNA of Penicillium malachiteum, 1239 nucleotides long. Its product is annotated as fungal Zn binuclear cluster domain-containing protein. The record is from RefSeq and is a predicted model, not a curated record. The coding region runs from base 1 to 1239 and encodes 412 amino acids. NCBI's taxonomy places the organism in Eukaryota, Fungi, Ascomycota, Eurotiomycetes, Eurotiales, Aspergillaceae. The transcript has 2 exons.